Molecule: messenger RNA, 1371 nt
Organism: Symsagittifera roscoffensis
Lineage: Eukaryota; Metazoa; Xenacoelomorpha; Acoela; Convolutidae
Product: actin CyI, cytoplasmic-like
Exons: 1
Coding region: 117-1247 (376 amino acids)
Source: RefSeq, a predicted model, not a curated record
CAAUAACUUAACUUAUAAACUUUUCAUUAAGACUUGAGCUGCAGUUUGCAAUCAGUUGAACAAAACUUUGCUUUAAUUUUGAAGUGAAAUCUUAACUAUUCUAACAACCCGCUACAAUGGAAGACGAUGGAAUUCAAGCUUUGGUUGUCGAUAACGGAUCCGGAAUGUGCAAAGCCGGGUUCGCCGGAGACGAUGCUCCUCGAGCCGUGUUCCCGUCGAUUGUUGGACGUCCCCGUCACACUGGUGUGAUGGUGGGCAUGGGUCAGAAGACCAGCUACGUCGGUGAUGAAGCCCAGGCCAAGCGAGGAAUUCUGUCUCUGAAGUACCCCAUUGAGCACGGAAUCGUGACCAACUGGGACGACAUGGAAAAGAUCUGGCAUCACACCUUCUACAACGAACUCCGAGUGGCUCCAGAGGAACACCCAGUGCUCCUUACUGAAGCACCUCUGAACCCUAAGGCCAACAGGGAAAAGAUGACUCAGAUUAUGUUCGAGACCUUCAACUGCCCCGCCAUGUACGUAUCCAUCCAAGCUGUACUGUCGUUGUACGCUUCUGGACGAACCACUGGAGUUGUGUUUGACUCUGGAGAUGGUGUCUCCCACGUGGUACCCAUCUACGAGGGAUACUCUCUGCCCCACGCCAUCAUGCGAAUGGACUUGGCUGGCCGAGACAUCACAGACUACCUGAUGAAAAUCCUGACAGAGAGAGGAUACUCUUUCACCACCACUGCCGAACGAGAAAUCGUGCGAGACAUCAAGGAGAAGCUGUGCUACGUCGCACUUGACUUCGAUGCCGAAAUGGCAACCGCCGCUUCUAGUUCGAGCCUGGAAAAGACUUACGAGCUUCCGGACGGUCAAGUAAUCACGAUCGGCAACGAACGAUUCCGAGCUCCUGAGUCACUUCUGCAGCCGUCACUCCUCGGAAUGGAAAUCGGUGGCAUCCACGACAACACCUACCAGUCAAUCAUGAAGUGUGACGUCGACAUCCGAAAGGAUCUCUAUGCCAACACUGUCAUGUCUGGAGGUACCACCAUGUACCCGGGUAUUGCAGACCGAAUGCAGAAGGAAAUCACCGCCCUGGCUCCCCCCACCAUGAAGAUCAAGAUUGUUGCUCCGCCCGAGAGGAAGUACUCUGUCUGGAUCGGUGGAUCCAUCCUGGCUUCGCUGGCUACCUUCCAGCAGAUGUGGAUCAGCAAGAACGAGUACGAUGAGUCUGGACCCUCGAUUGUGCACCGAAAGUGCUUCUAAGUCAGAUCCCUGAAGUCAUCUACUCAAAACUGGAUGAUAAACUAACUAAUAAAAGUUAUGAUUGAUUGCUACUAAUUAUUACUACCUUGGGUUGUAUACUUCAAAAUAAAGCUUUAUUAAUUUA